This is a messenger RNA of Lottia gigantea (owl limpet), 2130 nucleotides long. RefSeq lists its product as hypothetical. The transcript has 12 exons. Lineage: Eukaryota; Metazoa; Mollusca; Gastropoda; Lottiidae. Bases 1 to 2130 code for a protein of 709 amino acids. The record is from RefSeq and is a predicted model, not a curated record. Gene Ontology annotation, molecular function: RNA binding.
AUGGCUGGUGGAAAUACUGGCAUUGCAUUUGUACCUGCAACACAAUAUAGUGAUCUGAGAGGGGGAACAUUUUUAAAUCUUGAUGCCUAUUCAACCACAAAUCCUGAAAUUGCCCAACCAAGUGACACAGGUCCAGUAUUGUACACAAAUAUGACCCAAGGAGGACAAGUUGGUGGUUUUCCACAUAUGGACUUUUCACAAGAUUUUGGUUUUGAUGGAGGGAAAGGCAAGAGAGCUAGAUAUGACAAUAGAAAUGCUCCAUCAAAGAAGAAGAAGGGUGGUGCUGUUGUGGAACCAUUUAAACCCGGUGAAAGAGCUACAAUAUUUCUGGGUGGGCUGAGUCCUAAUUGUGAAGAAAGAGAUUUAUGGGAUUUAUUUAGUCAAAGUGAGAUUCCUCUGAAAGCUGUAAGGAAGAAAUAUGGGAAACCAUUUGGUCAUAUAGAUUUACAGAACCCUAAAGAUUUGAAUAAUGUGUUGGCUAUGAAUGGUUUGAUGUUUAUGGGAUGUGCUCUAAGGUUAGAGAAAUCCUCUGCCAGUGCACCUGCUGCAACUUUAUCUACUGAAGGAAAAGAUGUAAAGACACUAUUUAUAGCUAAUUUAGCUGCUUCAGUAACAGAAGAAGUAUUAGAAGAAUAUUUCCCUGACUGUGAUGAAGUUAGGCUGCCUGUUGAUAGAUAUGGUAACCACACAGGCUUUGCCUUUCUAAAAUAUAACAGCCAAGAAAGAGUUAAAGAGUUAAUAGAAAAACAACAAGGUCAGAUUUUAGAAGGAAAUGCUAUGAUUUUGGAUUAUGCAGCUGGUAAAAGUUCAGCACAUAGAGGUCCCACAGAAAGUGAAAAAGAUCCUAAGAACUUAUUUGUCGGAAAUUUAGACCCAGAUGUUCAAAAAGAUGAUAUUGGUAAACUGUUUCCAGAUGCUAGAGAAGUUAGGUUUCCUAAUGAUGGUAAAACAAGCUAUUGUUUUGUGAGGUUUGAUACAGAAGAAGCUGCUAAAAGUGCCAAAAUCAGUAAACAAGGUGUUGAGUUACAUGGUAAAGAACUAAUUAUAGAUUAUGCUGCAGCUAAACAGAGGAAAGAAAAAGAUAAAGGAGAAGGAAGUGGAGGUACUAAAAUUAUAGUUGUAAAAAACAUGUCAUUUAAAACCAGUGAAGUCCGUCUCCGUCAAGAAUUUCCCAUAGUUGAACAUAUUCGAAUGGUGUAUUUUCCAGGCACUGAUCGGCCUAAAGGGUAUGCCUUUCUGGAGUUUCCAUGUGUAGAUGACACUGAUGAUGUCUAUAAUGAGAUAAAUCAGGACGGAAAGACAGUUGACGGCAGGGUUCUGAUUGCUGAAUAUGCGCUUGAAAAGGGUUCUAAAGCUUAUAAAGAACGAGGAUCUCAGCUGGAUGAUGAGAGGUUAAUGGAUUCACAUAGAAAGUCACUAUGGGGACCUCAAGGUAUGGCGUAUGAAGGAUUUAUGAAUGAACAAGGCCAUGGAUAUCAAGGUGCUAUGCCAAUGGGAGGAAAUAGAAGAUUUGGUGGUCCCUUUGGUGCAGGGUUUCAAUGUAAUUCUAGCUGGGCUGCAGGCUGGGGUGGCAAUGAUGGAUAUGGCACUAGUGGUAUGGGAGCAAUGGGCCAAGAUGAUGGCGGUUAUGUUGAGGAGGAUUUCGACAUAUAUGGAAACUUAGUUCAAAAUCAAAGUUUCAAACAAAAGAAGAAAAAGAAACAAGUUCAAGAAGAGGAUGAAGUUGAAUAUGUGGAUGCUCCAGAGUUUGGUGCAGAUAUGGGUCUUCCAAUGAGUUUCACAGGUCGUAGUGGGGAAGGGGAGAAACCAUCCAAACCUCAACAACAAAAAAGAUCUAACAAUCAGCAGCAAAACAGGUUCCGAAAUACUUCUGCAGACAUAUCAGAAGAAGCCCGAAAUAGUGGCUGGGGUUAUAAAGCUAAAUCUAAAGAAACUGCAGUGGGAUUUGGAGAGAUAUCAGCAAGGGCUAAAGCAAGUGGCUGGGGUACUGGUUCUAGAGGAGGGCGAGGAGGUCAGAGAGGAGGGGGACAGAAGAGAUAUAACAAACAAUCUUCAGAGGAAGUAAUGGAAGUAGAUGAUUCAUCUAUGGGGCUACCUUUCUCCUUCACUGGUAGAACUGGUAAAAGGUAA